AACACCACCUUCAUUUCCAUUUUCACGCUUUCUACGCCACACUUUUAUUUAAUCGUUUUUCUUAAAUACCGUUAUCAUUCCGGCGAUUGUUCAUCGGAAAACCGAAGAGGCUCAUCAAAGAUGGAGCCACUGGUCACUGAUGAUUGUCGCGUUAAUUUCCCAGGCGAUCACGUUACAUCCUCGUGCCGUCGUGUAUUUCGGGAACUUUAACUGUAUCUGAAAAGAAAUUAAAAACCCUUAGGCAAAAACAACUUAGAUUUAGCAGAGUUUUGAAGUCAUUCGAUGCUUUGUCAGGCAAAAUAGAGGCAAAUUAGUAUAUAUUAAUUAAGCUUGUGACUCUCGAGUCUUGGUGAAUCGCAUUGAUUUUUGGCCCUCAGAAAAGUUUAUGAAUUUCUGUGUUGAUUGCGUUUGACUGACCUCAUCACAAAGCCACAUGUCUUCCAGUAGCCCAAGCGGAGUAUCAAAAAGAGUUUGAAGUGUUGUCGUGGUACCGGUGGAAGCAGAAGAGGGGUUUUGUUUACAUUUCUUUUUACCAGAGCUGAGAAAAAUGCCUUUCCCAAUGAAAAUCCAACCUAUCGAUUUCAGCCCUUCAGAAGAGGUAGCGCCGCCUCGUUUGGAGACGGUAAAGCCGGUGGUGAAAUCAAGGCUAAAGAGAUUGUUCGAGCGCCCGUUUCCUAGCGUUCCGAGAAAUUCCGCGGCGGAGAAGGUGGAUGCCGUUGCAGCCGAUGAGCUGCCUUUUACUAAAGAAUGCACGGCGGAGUUCGAGCCGAAUUCCGUUUGCUUGGCAAAGAUGGUGCAAAAUUUCAUCGAAGAGAACAACGAGAAACAUCAAUCUGGUGCGGUUAGGUGUAAUCGUAACCGCCCUAACUGCUUCAAUCGUAACCGCAACGAAAGCUCCGAAGACGAAAUGGAUAGCUUCGGUUUUAGUGACUCCAAUCUCACUUCUUCGGCUGAAACGUCUGAAGUUCUGAAGAGUUUGAUUCCUUGUGGGAGUGUGAAUGAAAGGAAUUUGCUGGCUCAUACCGCGAAGAUUAUGGAGAAGAACAAAAUUUCUAAACGGAAAGAUGAUUACUGCAGGAAGAUUGUUACUGAUGGGUUACUGGCUGUUGGAUACGAUGCUUCUAUCUGCAAAUCUCGUUGGGAAAAAUCUCCCUCUUAUCCCGCCGGGGAAUAUGAAUACAUUGAUGUGAUGAUUGACGGGGAGAGAUUGUUGAUCGACAUUGAUUUCCGAUCAGAAUUCGAAAUUGCCCGAUCAACAAAGACUUACAAAUCAAUCCUUCAAAUGCUUCCCUUCAUCUUCAUAGGCAAAGCUGAUCGUCUCCAGAGGAUAAUUGCUAUUGUUUCCGAGGCGGCUAAGCAGAGCCUGAGGAAGAAGGGACUGCAUGUUCCUCCAUGGCGCAAAGCUGAGUAUGUCAGCGCCAAAUGGCUCUCUCCUUAUAACCGAGCGACACCUUCACCCGCACUUGCGCUUACAUCCACGACGACACCCACAAUUGGGACACUUAAAGGAUCUGAAUUCGAUGCCAAAACUAAGGAUAAAGAUCAACCUAUUAUCGAAUUGAUUUCGAACGAUAAAAACUCGGUUGGAGAUGCAGAGUUGGGCGAGUCCAUAUUUUUUUUAUCUGAGAGCUCCGAGGACGAAGGGGAGCAAAAGGAGGAGAAAGAAGAGUGGAAGUCACCUGAGACAAAACCCAGAAGCUUACAGACUGGGAUUAAGAUCGUGACUGGUUUAGCUUCAGUAAUCGAAGAUGGACCGAGAGAAUUUUGACUUUUUAUUUCCCCCCCUCUUUUCCCAUUUGGGUUACUAGAGAAACCAAAUACUACGGUUAACUGUUUAAAUCCCCUUCUGUUUUUUAUAUGUAAGGGUUGAUCUCUGAAUUUUUUACUACUACUAUGAAAUCAGGUUGUUAUAUAAAUGGAUAAACAAGACAAAUUAGAAAUUUUGUUCUUAAGC
Messenger RNA from Hibiscus syriacus, 1954 nucleotides. RefSeq lists its product as uncharacterized. The record is from RefSeq and is a predicted model, not a curated record. The transcript is spliced from 3 exons. Lineage: Eukaryota; Viridiplantae; Streptophyta; Magnoliopsida; Malvales; Malvaceae. Bases 548 to 1768 code for a protein of 406 amino acids.